This is a messenger RNA of Panicum virgatum (switchgrass), 775 nucleotides long. Its product is annotated as small nuclear ribonucleoprotein SmD3b-like. Lineage: Eukaryota; Viridiplantae; Streptophyta; Magnoliopsida; Poales; Poaceae. The record is from RefSeq and is a predicted model, not a curated record. Gene Ontology annotation, cellular component: U1 snRNP; SMN-Sm protein complex; spliceosomal tri-snRNP complex. The transcript has 5 exons. Gene Ontology annotation, biological process: RNA processing; spliceosomal snRNP assembly. Gene Ontology annotation, molecular function: RNA binding. Bases 48 to 446 code for a protein of 132 amino acids.
GAGAGAGAGAGAGAGAGAGAGAGAGAGAGGAGGGCGGGGAGGGGAAGAUGAGCCGGAGCCUGGGAAUCCCCGUGAAGCUGCUCCACGAGGCGGCGGGCCACGUGGUGACGGUGGAGCUCAAGACCGGCGAGGUGUACCGGGGGUCCAUGGUCGAGUGCGAGGACAACUGGAACUGCCAGCUCGAGAACAUCACCUUCACCGCCAAGGAUGGGAAGGUGUCGCAGCUGGAGCACGUCUUCAUCAGAGGAAGCAGAGUGAGAUUUAUGAUUAUACCGGAUAUGCUCAAGAACGCUCCAAUGUUCAAGCGUUUGGAAGCGAGGAUUAGGGGCAAAGGAUCAGCUGUUGGAGUUGGCCGUGGUCGUGCAGUCGCGAUGCGUGCUCGGGCUGCUGCUGGCCGUGGUGGUGGUCCUGUGGGGCGAGGCGGCGCACCUCCGGUGAGGAGGUAGAUUUCAUGGCAUCCCACAGCUUUCUCAUCUGGCUGAGGACGUUGCUGUCUUCAAUAUCAGAACCAACGUUGUCUCAGUAGUUAAAACUGCCUAUGUGCCUCCUGUAUGAUCUAUCUGCUCAAGGGAUGGAUGCGGCUUGUUGUUAGUGUGCCUAUGUGAUGUGUUAACGGUGGGCAGAGAUAGAAGCUUGAAUGCAAUCUGUUCGUCAGCCUGUUUGGAUGAUUGGACCAAUACGUUUAUAUCCCCAUCAGCCUGCUUUCGUUGAAGUUCGGCAGUAUUCGUGGCAGCUGUUUUGAUUUGUCAGAAUGACAGUUUUAUCUGGGUAUUUU